AUGACUCAACCGUUGACAGUGGAAAUUCCGGGCCCCAAGCUCAUUACAAAAUCCGGAAAAGAAGUGCAAAUUGGUACCGGCUCAGGCACAAAAUGGCAAAAAAUCAAGAAGGGAAGAGACUCCUCGGUCAAGGAUACGUUGGUGACCGAAAUGGUGGACUACCUUGUGGAGGCAAUUCAUAAUGGUUUCAGGCAUAUCGACACGGCCGAGAUCUACACCACCCAGCCAGAAGUGGCGGCUGCAAUCGCCAAAACCGAUGUUCCCAGAGAGGAUCUCUUCGUGGCUACGAAGUACAACCCAGGUGUGGAACCCCAGCCUGCCAAGUUUGAUAAUGCUGCUGUGUGGGUCGACUCUGCUCUUGAGGAGUUGGGUUUGGACUACUUGGACUCAAUUCUCAUCCAUUUCCCAUUUUUCAAUCCUGAGUUCUCGAAGGGCCAAACAAUUGAGCUGGUUUGGAAAGAUUUGAUAGAGGCCAAGAAGGCGGGUAAGGUACGCUACAUUGGCGUAUCUAACUUCGCUGUGGAACACCUCAAGCGGCUUUUUGCAGUGUCUGGAGAUAAGGACUUUUACCCUACUGUCAACCAGAUUGAAUUCCACCCAUACUUGCAGAACCAGAGCCCGGGGAUCGUCAAGUUUUGCCAUGACAACAAUAUCCUCGUGGAAGCCUACGGGCCAUUAUCUCCACUUUUCAGAAUUGUCAAGGAAGGCGAGGAUGUCAAGGAACAUCCAUUGAAGAGCGUUUUGCCUGAGCUCGCCUCAAAGUACGGCCGUGCCGAGUCGCAGAUCUUGCUUAGAUACACCUUACAGAAGGGCAUUUUGCCCAUCACCACGUCGUCUCAGUCGCAGAGGCAAAAAGAGGCAUUGGCUGUUUACGACUUUGCGCUCUCUGACGAGGAUGUGGCGUUGAUAGAUAAGAAGGGCUCGGAGUUUGAGUUCCGUGGAUUCUUCAUUGGCCUUUUCUGA
Messenger RNA from Candidozyma duobushaemuli, 963 nucleotides. RefSeq names its product aldo-keto reductase superfamily protein. Gene Ontology annotation, molecular function: oxidoreductase activity. NCBI's taxonomy places the organism in Eukaryota, Fungi, Ascomycota, Pichiomycetes, Serinales, Metschnikowiaceae. Bases 1 to 963 code for a protein of 320 amino acids. The record is from RefSeq and is a predicted model, not a curated record. The transcript has a single exon.